AAGGUUGUGAAUCCUUGCAGAAGCUAGACUUGACUGUCAAUUUCGUUGGAGAAUUAACAAGUAUCAAGAGCUUGGAGGUUAACCACCAUUUGCAACAAUUGUAUGUUUUACUGCUCAUUUCCUUUUGAAGUAUUGAAAAGAUUUAGAGUAUACGCGUAAAAACGCACAAGUUGUAACAAACCUGCAGCAGACUUGUAGCAAUGCUGUUCCAACAACUUGUCAACAGGAUGUGUUCGCACUGCUUGUUCCCAGCUUGUUGACAACUUGCUACAAGGUUGUUGAGCUUAGUAGACUUGUUACAAGUUGUUCCAACGACCUGUUAUCGUCCUGCAAUUCAACAAUUUGUCAACCAAGUUAAGGUUGUCAAUUUAACAAUUUGUUGUUUGAGUGACAACCUUGUAGCACCUUGAUAAAAUAACAGCAUUGUUACAACUUGUUGACAAGCUUCCUACAAGCCUAUUAGUAAUGCGAACACAUCUUGCAGACAAGUCGUGAGAUUUUUACGUGUGUACCCAAAAAUGUUGACAGAGUAACAGAAAGUUAAUUUGGGUUGCAAUCAUGCUAAAUAUUGUUGAAGUAACUGUAAGUACUUCAGUGUUAAUUUCCAUUUAUCUAGGUUUUUGACGGGUAAUCCUUGCACACAGUUCACAGGCUACAGAGAAUAUGUUAUUACGACAUUACCUCAAUUGAAAGUAAGUCUAUAUUUCAUGCUGGUGUUAUUGUAAACAUUUUUUAAGCUGGAACCCAAUUCAGUUUAUUUAUAAAGUUAUAUAUAUUUUAGACUCUAGAUGGGAAAGAAAUUGAAAAAUCAGAAAGGAUACUUGCAAAACAGGUUGGUUAAUGACAUCCAUUUGUUUUGGAUAAUUUUGUUGUUUUUGCCUAAUUCCAUUUUUUUUCCCAUAAACACUGUAAAUUAUCCAAAUUUACGUUUCAGGAUUAUGCAAAUAUUGUCAAAAGCAUCGUCGACCAAGAGAAUGCUUAUCGAGAAAACAUUGUAAGUGGGUGAAA
Messenger RNA from Paramuricea clavata, 1008 nucleotides. NCBI's taxonomy places the organism in Eukaryota, Metazoa, Cnidaria, Anthozoa, Malacalcyonacea, Plexauridae. The record is from the annotation of a GenBank genome assembly.